Messenger RNA from Arabidopsis thaliana (thale cress), 1281 nucleotides. RefSeq names its product sulfotransferase 4C (gene ST4C). Gene Ontology annotation, cellular component: cytoplasm. The record is from RefSeq and is marked reviewed. Gene Ontology annotation, molecular function: sulfotransferase activity. Lineage: Eukaryota; Viridiplantae; Streptophyta; Magnoliopsida; Brassicales; Brassicaceae. Bases 31 to 1086 code for a protein of 351 amino acids. The transcript has a single exon.
GUUCACUUAACAAAACAAGAACCAAAAAAAAUGGAUGAGAAAGAUAUUCUAAGGAACUUGAGGGAAGAAGAAGAAGAAGAAGAAGAAAAUCAAAGCGAAGAAACCAAAAUUUUGAUCUCUUCACUUCCUUGGGAGAUAGAUUACCUUGGGAACAAGCUUUUCAAGUACCAAGGAUAUUGGUACUACGAAGACGUUCUCCAAUCAAUCCCCAAUAUACACUCGAGUUUUCAGCCACAAGAAACCGAUAUAGUUGUUGCUUCUUUCUACAAAUCGGGCACGACUUGGCUCAAAGCACUCACAUUUGCACUCGUUCAACGAUCAAAACACUCGUUAGAAGAUCAUCAUCAUCCUCUGCUAUCUCAUAACCCUCAUGAGAUAGUACCGUACCUCGAGCUAGAUCUGUAUCUCAACAGCUCAAAACCGGACUUGACCAAGUUCUUAUCAUCAUCAUCAUCAUCAUCAUCUCCGAGAUUGUUCUCAACUCAUAUGUCCUUGGACGCGCUUAAACUACCCUUGAAGAAGUCUCCUUGCAAGGUAGUGUACGUGUGCAGGAACGUGAAAGACGUGUUGGUGUCACUUUGGUGUUUCCUCAAUGCCAACAAGGGAGUAGAAUGGGGAGAUUUUAGCCAAAAUGAAAAGAUCAUUCGAGCGGAGAAUUAUUCUUUCAAGGCUAUAUUUGAGUCAUUCUGCAACGGAGUUACCCUACACGGUCCCUUUUGGGACCAUGCACAGAGCUAUUGGCGAGGCAGCUUGGAAGAUCCUAAGCAUUUUCUUUUCAUGAGGUACGAGGAGUUGAAAGCGGAGCCUCGUACUCAGGUCAAGAGACUUGCAGAGUUCUUGGAUUGUCCAUUCACUAAGGAAGAGGAAGAUAGCGGAACUGUAGACAAGAUCUUGGAACUUUGCUCUCUAAGUAAUUUAAGCAGUUUGGAGAUCAACAAAACUGGAUCCUUGGGUGGAGUAGAUUACAAGACUUAUUUCCGUAAAGGACAAGUUGGUGACUGGAAGAGUUAUAUGACCUCUGAAAUGGUAAAUAAAAUCGAUAUGAUCGUCGAGGAGAAACUCAAAGGUUCCGGUUUGAAAUUCUAGAAUUAUGCGUGUGCUUUGUGAAGAACUGCAGAAAAAGUGUUCUUGAAUGCGUUAUUUAAUAAUAAAAGUUACAUUGUCAUAUAUAUAACUUUGAUGUAUCAUUACAACUGAUGUGUGGUUUUUGUUCUCUUUGAUGUUGCAAUAAAAACCUUCUUUACUUCUAUGUUCCUUUAAUAACUAGCGUGUGAUCUCAUG